AUGAGAAUAGGAAAAGUACUUUCUUCGGUAAUUGCAGUUUUGCUGGUUUCAAAGCUACUUGAGGCCGCGUGCUCUAAUGGCGACUGUAAGAACAAUUCUCUACCAUUUAAUAAAUACGCUUUUCUAACGACCCACAACUCUUUCGCCAUUGACGACGGGAAACUGAGGCUCACUUUUACGAAUCAAGAAGACACAAUCUCUCAACAACUCAAUAAUGGCGUCCGUGGCUUAAUGCUUGAUGUAUAUGAUUACAAAGGAGACAUAUGGUUAUGCCAUUCCUUGAAAGGAAAAUGCCAUGACACCACCAAAUUUGAACCCGCUAUCGAGACAUUUAGGGAAAUCGAAGCCUUCCUGUCGCAGAACCCGUAUGAAAUCGUGACCUUGAUUUUGGAAGACUACGUUGAAACACCAAACGGAUUGACCAAUGUUUUUAACGAAUCGGGCAUAAUGAAGUAUUGGUUCCCUUUGUCGAGCAUGCCUAAAGGUGGCCAAGAUUGGCCUUUGGCCAUUUAUAAUAUAUGCCUUAAAGUGUCAUUGUUGCUUUCAGCUUUUAAAGAUUUUGAUAAUUAA
Molecule: messenger RNA, 570 nt
Organism: Striga hermonthica
Lineage: Eukaryota; Viridiplantae; Streptophyta; Magnoliopsida; Lamiales; Orobanchaceae
Source: the annotation of a GenBank genome assembly